Aspergillus puulaauensis is the source of this 1122-nucleotide messenger RNA. RefSeq lists its product as uncharacterized. The coding region runs from base 1 to 1122 and encodes 373 amino acids. The record is from RefSeq and is a predicted model, not a curated record. NCBI's taxonomy places the organism in Eukaryota, Fungi, Ascomycota, Eurotiomycetes, Eurotiales, Aspergillaceae. The transcript has a single exon.
AUGCUGUCCAAAACUAGUACCAAUACCUCUUAUUUCCUCACCAUCCCUCCUAUCAUCCUCCUUGUCAUCCUUCUCUCCCUCCACCCCCAGCAGGCAAGUGCCUCUCCCGCCCCAAGACCAGGCUACGGCUACACACAAGGUCAGGGCCAGGGCUGGGGACAGCCAAUCGCAUCCCCCAUCGCCACCCUCGCACCAGGCUACAGCGGCCAGACUCAGGGCCAGGCUCAGGGCCAGGGUCAAUGGAGUGAAGGCCAAGGUUACGACCAAGGUGGCUCUUCCGGAGUAGGUGGCUCUUCCGGCCUAGGUGACUCUUCUAGUCUAGGCGGCUCCUCUGGUCUAGGCGGCUCCUCUGGUCUAGGCGGCUCCUCAAGUUCCGGCUACGGCUCUGGCUCCAACGACCUCACCGGAGCAAAUAGCUGGAGUCUCUCGCUCUACAGCGACGCCCAAUGCACCAGCCAGCCCCUCAGCUUCAGCGGCACCGACAGCCUGAGCUGCUCGAGCACCGGUGGAGCCGCGAUCGCCGGCCAGGCGUUCAUUGCGGAGGUUCAGGGCUGCACUGUUGUUUUCUUUGAGGGCGAGGGGUGCUUUGAUGGGUCGAGGAUUGGGACUUUUGGGGGUGAGGAUGAUGAGGAUGACGACGGUGAAGACGAUGGCGAUGACGAUGAUGACGAUGACGAUGAUGACGAUGACGAUGACGAUGACGAUGAUGAUGAUGAGGGACAUGGGAAGAAGAAGAGGGUUGUGAGAAGGGGCGGUGGUAGUGGCCAAGGUUCUGGGACCUGUGCUCUGCCUAAGAGAGAUGAUGAGGACGAUGACGAUGACGAUGACAAAGACGACGACGAGGAGGAGGAUGAUGAUGAUGAUGAUGAUGAUGACCACAAGGGCGAUGACCAUGGGGAUUAUGAUAACAGCAACAAGAAUGACAAGGACAAGUCUAACGACCACGACGAUGGUAAGGAUGAGGAUGACGAUGAUGAGGAUGACGAUGAUAAGGACGAUGACAACAAGGGAGAACACCACAAGAGACAGGUCCGAAAGAAGCGAGGAACUGGGCAAGAGAAUGGCAAUGACGAUGAGGGUGUCGUCCAGAUCAAGGCGUUUGCAGUAGUGUGUGGCUUCUAG